Messenger RNA from Eriocheir sinensis (Chinese mitten crab), 1409 nucleotides. RefSeq lists its product as uncharacterized. The annotation marks the transcript as partial. Gene Ontology annotation, cellular component: neuron projection. The transcript has 4 exons. Lineage: Eukaryota; Metazoa; Arthropoda; Malacostraca; Decapoda; Varunidae. Gene Ontology annotation, biological process: G protein-coupled receptor signaling pathway. The record is from RefSeq and is a predicted model, not a curated record.
UUCCCGCAGCUGGUGGUGGAGAUCAACUCCCAGGUGGCGCUCUUUCGUGACCUGCUCAUCUGCGUGGGCCAGAGUCGCGACGGACCGGAGCUUAGGGAGAGGAUACGGAAAGUGAGGCGGCAGUGCGUCGACACCUGCAAGCACGCCUCCAGCCUCCUCCUGCCCUCGAUCAAAAAUGACGUGGCUGAGGGCAUCCCCGUGGACAACCAGAACUUCGUGCACCUCUUCUCCUGCACGCAGCUCAUGUCAAGGGAGCUGCGCAAGGGCAAACGCCUCGUCCAGACGAUGCCGGUUGACAUGACGGAGUAUUACGAGAACAAGCCUGGACCCUCCGGAAUGGGCGGCCUCGGCAUCAUCUCCCAGCUGCUGCUCUGCAAGACGCUACAGCCGGACUUCCAGCAGGAGGAGAUUUGCAGCAUCGAGAAGGACUUAGACGAGAUUAUGGCCAUCCUAAAGGAGAUGCAGGAGUAUAUGCCACAGGAGGAGGCCGGCUCGCGAAACCUGGCGCUCACCGGCGAGGACAUGUUCAGCAUCUGGAGCAAAAAGAGAACCCGGCGAUCGCUGUACCGCAACAUGAGCUCCCUCUGUUGUACAUGCAAACCCGCCUACUUGUAAUGCCCCAGAGUCUAGUUCUCCCGUCACUCCAUCACCCCCACCAUUACCACCCCCUCCACAACAGCCACCACCAACAACAACAACACCAUCCCCUCUUCCUCCUCCUCUUCCUCCUCCUCCCCUUUAUCAUCUUUCAUUAGUACCACCUCAGCAUCCAACAUCAUUCCUCCAUCGUCUCUAUCAGAAGCAUCUACUCUUCCACUUUCCGAGCAGCCAACACCUGCAGUCCCAUCUCACUUCCUCAGCCUCCAAUACCAUUCCUCCAGCGUCUCUAUCAGAACCAUCUACAUCUCAACCUCCUGAAAACUCAAAACCACACUAUACACCUUUAUCAGAAUCACCUGUAUCACUAGCUAUCUAUGCUAUCUAUGCUAUCUAUCAGACUUUCAAUCUUUCCUUCAGAUUCACCACUUCGAUAAACCAAGCAUCAUUCCUUCUUCACCCACUCCAUCAAAUCAAAUCAUCAAAAACAAACAAAACAAACCCUAUUUCUCUAUCACCCACCAUGUCAUCACUCUGUCAUAACCCAUUUCUCCCACCCCCUUCACCAGCAGUAUUCUCAACCAAACUUUCCCCACCAAGCCAAGCCAAAAGUACAACACACUCAACCAGGACUCCCCCAUUCACUCCAUUGCACUGCCCCUGUAAAGACAACCAAGAGGACAACCACCACCCCUGCCUCAACCACUACCCAAGUCACGGUCACCACCACACCAGCAAGUGACCCACCCACCUCCCUCCGUCACUGGUAUAAGCCCCACAGUUCUGAACACCCGCCCCAAGACUCCUCGGCU